This is a messenger RNA of Paramuricea clavata, 4495 nucleotides long. The record is from the annotation of a GenBank genome assembly. Lineage: Eukaryota; Metazoa; Cnidaria; Anthozoa; Malacalcyonacea; Plexauridae.
AUGGAAACAUGUAAGGAUGACGUCAACACCAAAAGUGAAGGCAGAGCGGUUGACAUUGGAACGGUGUCGUGCGAGGAUGAUGACGUGGAACAACUCCUCAUAAGUCGACUUCUCGAGGGACAUAACAAGCACGUGCGACCAGUACACAACAGAAACGAUAAUGUACAUGUCGGUUUUGAUGUCUCGUAUAAUCAACUUGUCGACUUGGUGAGAACGUUUUGCGAAAACGAAGCUAACUUUAUUUACACUAGUUAGCUCCCUAUCAAUUCUAAAGUAUUCUCUCUACAGGUCCAAUAAGGGACAUCUCUUAUUGAUCCAGUGUUACUACAGGAGGAAACCUGAACGCAACUAACUUUAUUUAACCGGGUAGCUCCAUCAGUUCUAAACUAUUCUUCCUAUUCUCUUAUUGGCCCAGUGAUACUACAGGAGGAAACAGGAGUACUUGAGAGAAACAUUUGCUGGCCCUGGUAGUCAAACUUCACACAUUCAGUUGAGGUUAAGUUAUAAUGAGACAGCAUUAACUUGAAAAUAUUUUAGAUAACAUUGUAAAUGUUUUAGGAUGGAAAAAAGCAAAUCCUGACAAGCAAAGUUUGGGUUCGACAGGUGAGACACGCAUAUAUAGCCCCCCUACAUCCAAUUCAAAAAAGGUUAUCCUUUGCAAACCUUAAAUCUUAAACUCUAAGGGCGCAAAGCUUAUGGGAGCAUAAGUAUCAAAUUUAGGGACCGGUCAUAAAGUAACUGCUAGGGUGGGCUGGAGUGAUUUGGGAUGGGCCAUGGAAAAUCUUUGGGCAGUUUCGAUGGGCCACCAAUUUUUUUGUAUGUCCACGGUUGGGCCACCAAACAAAAACCCAUGCAUGUCUGCUUCAAAUUUAAUAAAGAUAAUAAUAAAAGUAAACCAAAACUGUCCAAAUCAUCAAAUGCAAAUAAUGCUAUUGAAGCCAGCACUUUGUUUAUACAACAACAAGACGUGGUCGAAUCACAGCAAAUACAACCGGCUGGAGAGCAGCUCAGUAUCAAUGUGUUGGUCAAGCUUGGUGGAAUUAUGUAUGUCACUACAGUGCCAUGUAUAUUUUACAAUGUUCAUACCUGCAAGUUUUUUUUAUUAUAAAAGUGUAUUUUCCCAAUUUAGAAUGGGUGGGUCAUGAAAAUUUUUUAUCAUAUCCUAAGAUGGGUCACCGAACUUAUUGGCAAAAUUUGUGAUUUACUUCCAGCCCACCCUAGCAGUUACUUUAUGACCAGUCCCUUAGUAGUUGAAUAUUGCAGCUAUUUCUGAAUGAAUUGUUCUCGUAAAGAGAUAUUAACCAUGUCUCUAAGAAAUGGGCCCCAUAUAUGAUUUCCAAACUAACUAUAUGAUGCUCCCUAAUAUGCUUCACUGGAAAAAUUUUGAAAAUCCAUAGACGGUCAUAGAAUGGAAAUUGUAUGGACCUUUAUUGGAAAUAAAAUGGAUUUUGGUUCUCCAUAAUAAUUGUAUAUUUCCAUGGUAUGGAUAUAGUAUGGAAAUAGGAUGAUAUACUAUGGAUUUAGUGGUGCAAUUGCAAAUUUCGUAGUGUGGAUUUCACUUUUUUUCCAGUGCUUUGCACACUUACACCCGUUUUCAAAAUUACGCGAUCAAAGACGAAAAUGCUAGAGUUGACAUGUCAGUUUUAUGUAAUUCGAUCACGAAGUUCAAAUUUUGAGUUUUGCGGUUCCUUGUCGAUGUAUAUGCUUUGUAUGCUUCAUAUAAACAGACUUACAAUGAUUUUCAAGAUAUUUUAGUGGGAAUUAUUGUAAAAUUUAAGCACGACAAAAUCAUAACAUCACCGUUAUAGUCUAGCGCGCGUGUUUUAUACUGACAGCUAUAUUCCAGGAUAAAUUGUUAUUUUUCAAACUUUAAACGUCAUUCACGGCACAUAUAUUUAUGUUGUGAUGGUUUGUAUUGUGCUUUAGUUUGUAUAUCUAAGUUAUCUGACUCAUUUUUGUUCAGUUUUGGUAUUAAUUACGGUUUAAAAUGUCUUUAGACAGUUUGUUUACGUUUGCUAUUUUUAGCAGUUCUUGUGACAUAAAACUGACAUUUGAAGUAGGAGUAUUUUUCAGGGAGGUCGCGUAAUUUUGAAAACGGGUGUAAGAGUUUAAGGUUUGCAAAGGACGACCUUUAUUGAAUUAGCUGUAUAUAUUGUUCUCCCAAACUGCAAACGUUUAGCAUAUUUCUGCUCAUCACGUUCAUUAUUGCUCAUUAUUGUGCAACACAACUGAGCUCUGUAACCGAAUUAUAAAGUACCACUACUUUCAUUCUUCAACAACGUAACUUCAAGAUUUAAGAUGGCAAAUAACUUCGUCUGAAAGCUUAGAGUGGAGGAAGGAGAGUGGAAUUGAUAUUUCUUUCUUACAGGUGUGGCACAACGCGUUUCUUACAUGGAACAAAACGAAAUACUGCAACAUCAACAGGAUUCAACUUGACCCUGAACUCAUAUGGAAACCUGAUAUUGUUCUAUACAACAGGUUCGUAUCCAACAACAUUAUAUUAAAGGGGCAAUGUCACCGACUUUUGAGCAAUUCUAACCCUCGCAAAUUUUGCCCAAAACUGAAAAAGAAGCACAAAAUAAAGCAAUAACAGACACAAAAAGAAGUCUGGACGGGCAAGAUUACGCCAGGAUUGAGAUGGAUUGUAAAUGGCAUCUUGAUUAAUUGUUGGCAGACACUUUUUCAUGUUUUAGUCAAUUUUUAUGAAAAUGUCAUGUACAUGUUGCGUGGAGGUUUAAAGUUGUUUAAUAUGACUCAUAUAUCAUAACUUAAUCCGUUUACACUGUUUAUUUUUAACUUUGUAGUUUAGUUUUUGAAUAAAGGGCAUUUUAGGUCAAAAAUCGGUGACAUUGCCCCUUUAAGGUAUGUGUGAGGGUUGAACAAUGAAACGAGCAUGCCAAAAAUAAUACAACAUGUCCAUUUCAAUCCUCCUUUCAGAGUUAACUUUACAAAUCUACUCUGCCCCUAAUCACACGCCCAUUAAUUAUUAACAAUAACAUUUAUGUACUAAUAGACCUUUCCCCUUUUAAGUGAAAUUUUGAUCUAGACAAGUCUCGACAAAACUUUGAUCACAGCUUGAAAGAGCAUCGCAAAAUUAGUAAUAUUCCGAAGUUUCGUUGCAAAAUGUUGUAAAAUGCGGAUAAUAUAGCCUUGCGAAGUUUGCCGUUUUUCAGUCAUUUUGCAUUACAAACGGGAAAUUGAUAAUCAGAUGAUCAAACUGUCCAGGCUAGUCUAGAUCAAAAUUUCACUUAAAAGGGGAAAGGUCUAUUAAACACCCAUCUUAUAAGAUCUUUGUCGAAGUAUUUUUAAAAAUAAACGUUGUCUAAGCCGAGAAAAUCAAAGUUAAAGUUUAUGUAACUUAUGAUAACUUAUUCUUUUUAGUAUUGGUAUAAGCGCUGGUGGAGAGAUGUAUAAAUUCAACACAAUGAUCAACAUAGGCCACGAUGGACGCAGUCAAUGGUGGGCUCCGACGGAGAUCAAAAGUAUUUGCCACAUCGACAUCGCAUAUUUCCCAUUUGACCAUCAAAGAUGUUUCCUAAAAUUCGGCUCUUGGACACACACGACAGCCACGUUGAACUUAACCAUGACUCGACCCGGCACGGCUGAUCUGUCGAUGUAUUAUAUCAACGGCGAAUGGGAACUCCAAGGCGUCCCCGGCAUCCGAAAUAUCGUGAACUACAACUGUUGCCAUGAUCCGUUUGCCGAUAUUACUUAUAAAAUCAUUUUGAAACGAAGGGUGCUGUUCUACGUGAAUAACUUGGUUAUGCCAAAUCUAAUCCUAGCUGGGCUGGUGGUAUUUUCGUUUUAUGUCCCACCAGAAAGUGGUGAGAGGAUUUCACUGAAUAUCACGAUCUUGCUUGGGCUCACAGUGUUCUUGUUGUUGUUUAACGAACGUAUUCCGCCAUCGAGCGAAGUGGUACCGCUAAUCGGAGCGUACUAUUUCGCCCUUUUCUACCAAGUGGGCAUCUCAAUGAUCCUAACGUGCAUCACUUCUCGUUGCUAUCAUCACAAUGAGUUUCGCAAAAUGCCGCGUUGGUUUCGUUUUCUCAUAUUCCGCGUGCUCGCGCCAGUUUUUCGAAUGCAGAAUCGUAUCUCGGAUCAGAAACCCUGGCAACCGGUUGAGGUGAAGUACAAAAAGCCACAGAAGUUACUGCUGUAUAAAUCUGCAAACGGCACGCUAAAGUUGAAAGAGCGACAGCGCACCGAGUCCGUGACGACAAACGACGACGAUGAUAUUCCGCCCAUUUCCGAACCACUGCGCGUUUCCCUCGAGACAAAGAUGGACGGUAUUUCAAAACAGCUUGGAGUCUUUGUCGAUCAUUUAAAUCGCAACGAGGAAAUCGAAGCGAAAAAGGAGGAAUGGCAGUUUGCUUCCAUUGUUUUGGAUAAAUUUUUCUUCUGGUUUUUUGCGUUGUCCAUUACGUUAACAUUGGUGCUGUUUUAUUGGAAGAUUCAACAACAAUCGAUCGAUACAUCGGACCCGCAUCCCGCGUGA